Adineta steineri is the source of this 507-nucleotide messenger RNA. NCBI's taxonomy places the organism in Eukaryota, Metazoa, Rotifera, Eurotatoria, Adinetida, Adinetidae. The record is from the annotation of a GenBank genome assembly.
AUGGCAUCUAAUACUACGCAAGACAAACGGUUGAUGGAUAAUUUGAACCAAAUUGAUCAUGAAAUUGAAGAAAUCUCUGAGAAUAAUUAUGUCUUUGUUGCUGAAAAUGAUCUCGAUGUAGGUAUAGCGCAAGAACUAGGAUGGACGAUGGUUGACUUCACCGAAAAUGAGGCGGAGAAAUAUAAUGCACAAUAUUAUUCGUGUGCCGAACAGCAUAGAGAUGACGAUUCUUCUGGUGGAAUGUUCCCAACUCGACUCCAAUUAUUAAAAGACUAUGCCUGUAAUAAAACUUCUGAGGUCCGUAAUACAGCUUCUAAGGUCGUCAAUGGUACAGCUUCUGUGGUCGUCGAUACAGCUUCUAUGGUCGCUGGUACAGCUGCUAAGGUUGCCGGUGGUACGGCUUCUAUGGUCGUCGAUGCAGCCUCUAUAGUCGCCGUUACAGCUGCUAGGGUCCCCGUUGCAGUAAUGGUGGUACUUAUAAUGGGUGCAGCAGGCCAACGGAUAUGA